Molecule: messenger RNA, 3290 nt
Organism: Platichthys flesus (European flounder)
Lineage: Eukaryota; Metazoa; Chordata; Actinopteri; Pleuronectiformes; Pleuronectidae
Gene: slc35f3b
Product: solute carrier family 35 member F3b
Exons: 7
Coding region: 163-1446 (427 amino acids)
Cellular component (GO): membrane
Source: RefSeq, a predicted model, not a curated record
UCGGAUGGACUCGAGUGGACAGGGACAGGGAGCAGGGGACCGGCUCUAGAGACGCCAAAAGGAGGGUCCCGUCAGGAGAGUCUGGGGGUGUCUGCGCCAAAUCCGCUUCAGGGAUGUAGUCGAAGCGGCUCCGAGCUCAGCCCGCCCGAGCUCCUCAUCACCAUGAAGAAACACUCCGCCAGGGUCGCCCCGCUGUCCGCCUGCAACAGUCCGGUGCUCACCCUCACCAAAGUGGAAGGAGAAGAACGCACCAGGGAGAAUGUGGUGGGCACCACGGACACACAGACGACCGGCGGCGUGGCGGGAGCAGAGUCCGACUCCAAGAAGCGGAGGCUCCACUGCUGCAUCAGGGUCACGACGGUGCAGGUGCGGAAGGCCCUGUGGGGAGUCGCCAUGGUGAUUUGCGUGUGCUCAUCCUGGGCAGGCUCCACCCAGCUGGCCAAGUUGACCUUUAAGCAGUUUGAUGCCCCCUUCACCAUCACCUGGUUCGCCACCACCUGGAACUGCCUCUUCUUCCCCCUCUAUUACAUCGGCCACCUGUGCAAGAGUCCAGAGAGGCAGACGCCCAGACAGAGAUUCAGGGAGUGCAGCCGGUUUUUCGGGGACGACGGGCUGACCCCCAAGGUGUUCUUCACCAAGGUGGCUCCCUUCGGCCUCCUGUGGAUCCUCACCAACUACCUGUACCUGCAGGCCCUCAGAAAGAUCAACACGACAGACGCGUCGGCGCUCUUCUGCUGUAACAAGGCCUUCGUCUUCCUGCUCUCCUGGAUUGUGCUCAGAGAUCGAUUCAUGGGCGUCAGGAUAGUAGCUGCUAUCUUGGCCAUAGCCGGCAUAGUGAUGAUGACCUACGCCGAUGGAUUCCACAGCCACUCAGUCAUCGGCAUUACGUUCGUUGUGGCCUCUGCAUCGAUGUCCGCACUCUACAAGGUGCUCUUUAAGAUGGUCCUGGGCAGUGCCAAAUUUGGAGAGGCCGCUCUCUUUCUGAGCAUCGUUGGGAGCGCCAACUUUGUCUUCAUCAGCUUCGUGCCGGUCAUCCUGUAUUUCACCCACGUGGAGUACUUCGGCUCGCCGGAAAACAUCCCCUGGGCCUACCUCUGUGGGGUCGCAGGCCUGCUGUUUGCUUUCAACGUCCUGGUGAACUUUGGCAUUGCGAUAACGUACCCGACAUUAAUCUCACUUGGCAUCGUCCUAAGUGUUCCUGUAAAUGCCAUGGUGGACCUCUACACAUGUGAAAUCCAUUUCAACACGGUCCGCCUCAUCGCUGUGUUCAUCAUCUGCCUGGGCUUCCUCAUGCUGCUGCUACCGGAGGACUGGGACCAGUGUAUCAUCCAGCUCAGCACCAAGCUGCGCAAACGCGACGAGCCGGCAGAGGGCAGCGUCGAGGCGGGUGCCACCACAGGGCUCAACUGGAGAGGAAGAGCCAGGACUGCCACCUUUACACAUUGACUCCAACGAAGUGUAACGAUGCAAACACAGACAAGGGGAGGGAAACACAUUAAGCCUCUGUUGAUGUUGAUGCCCCGCCCUCGCUUUCUCGGAUACAGCUCCCUGGCCAAAAAGAUUUUGGGACUCUCCUCUGAUCAGAAAUGCCAGAGGAAUUAAUUACAUAUCAUUUAAUUGGCGUCCAGUCCUCCCGAGCUGGUGCAUGGACUCAUAUCUAUUGUACUUCUUUGUGCCCCAAACAAAUACAACAGCGGAUAUAACAUCUGAUUGAGUCAUGUGUGGAUUUUCCUGUACCUCUUAAAUCAUUCCAUCGGUUCACUACACCCUUGCGCCUGGGAAAACUUGCCAACUUGCCUGAUGACAGACAUUUUGUUCGAGGACGGCCUCACACCUUGUGGACUCGCUGGCUUUAACACACACACACAAACACACACUAGUGCACACAUUCUCGAUCCAAAGAAGCAUGCCUAAAAAUGCUGAAUGCCUGAAAACAAAAAGGGGAGGCCCUGCAGCGUGACCCCUCAGGUGUAAACUUCUGACAAAUACCUGCCUUUCGUGCACUGUACAUAGCUGUGUGUCACACCUCCUGUGUCCUGGAGCAUGUGGAGCAUCGAUGGGCUCAUCUGGUGUGAAGGGACCUGUCGGGGCAUCUGAGGAUCAAUCUGAGCCGGAGAUGCUUUCACGACACCUCGCCCUGCGCGUCCAGGAGAAGAGUUCUGGUCCUUUCUGAACACACUGAUUGGCCGCCUGUGGUUCUGUGCUUUCCCGGGGCUGAACUCCCGCUCCGUCAGUGCCGACACCCAUCGCUCAGUUCUGCAGCUUGGUCACGACAGAUCUGAAGCCAGUGUUUCAUGCGUUUUCAAUGCAUGACAAGGUUGAGCUUUGUUUAGUCAAAUAUUUGUGAGUGUCCAUCCCUGAAGCGUUUGCCUCACGUUUCCUGUUACCGAGACGCUGGCAGCAAACAAAAAUUAACCUUGCAGGUAAUUCAAGUAAUAAAUACAUUUCAAAAGCAAUGCUUCAGGUGUCCAAAUCUAAGGAUAGACUUAAAGCACUUAACAGCUCCUUUAAUAACUCUGAACAUCAGACACAGCCGUCACUGAGCCUCUCUUUGAAUUCCCGUCACAUUUAACCUUCCACGCUCACAAUCUAAUUUGCGACGGUUCGAAGUGAAAUGAUUUCAUUUCUAGGGGAAAGUAACAGAGCGGUCACGCUGCAGCUGGAGGAGAAGCCCCGCUCUUCGUCGAAGUCUCACAGCAUCUGUUUUUCUUCUGUGGUGUUUCAUGAGGCGACCGAGAUGAAUGACCCGGGGAGCUCUGGUGGACACGCUGCCUUGUUGUGAAUGUACGACCAUCACUCGAACCACACAGGCUCGCUAUCAGUUUUUUUGUUUCUUUUUUACAGUGCCAUGACGGACCCAUGCAGAGAGACUCACUAUCCUUCUUCUGCUCAUUUAACCCUGAUGCUUUUUUUUUUUUUUAAAACUCUUGACACAUCAUUGACACUUUUUUCAAAUAUUUUUUGCAUUUAAUCGGGUUAGGGUUAGGAUUAGGUAAGGCUAACUUUGAGAAACAGCUACAGGACGAGCAUGCACAAACUGUAUGAGCGGAUACAGCUGACGAGUCCACUUCACUGCCUUUUCUUUGUUUUGCUAUAUAGAGAACAUUAGCACCGUUUCCCAUUGUCAUUCUCUAUGACAAUAAAUAAUAAUAUUGUAUUCCUCUGGAAUUAUUGCUAGACAUUAAUGUAAACCUUUGUAAGGAAUGAUGAUUUUUACACUGAGAUGCAACAUAUGAUUAUCACAUUGGAGGAAGAGAUCAUUAUGAGCGUGAAUAAAUGACAGGUUUGUU